CUGACUGGUCUGUGUCCUGCAUCAUUGAAGUGUGGCCACACGCACAGCCAUGUGUCAUGUCUCUGGUCAAAUGUUGGUGUAUUGGCAACCUUGGUGCUUUGGGCUUCUGCGGCGGCUGUGUGCCACACGGCGAGUGCCAGACGUGGUGGAAAUCAAUUUCUAUUUCCACGCCCAUCAACAUCUGUCGAAUUGACCGCACUGUGCCGUCAUGGUUCCUCCUCAGUGCCCAGGUUCUCUGAAGCCUCUGGACUCCAGUCUCCCGCUUUGGGUCGACCCACCUGAGGGUCCUGCCCGGGCCGGCGUUUGGACCACGUGUCCAGAACCACUGGCCAGUAUCAGCCGUUCACACGGGGCGUGUGAGUGAGCGGCUUCCAUGUCAGAAUGUGAGGAUCGGGGUGUUUCCCAGCUGCAGUGUUUCAGAGCGAUGCUCUUCUCAUGGAAGAUAGUUUGGUGCGGACAGCACUGGCUCAGCUGGAGGACAUUUGUGCCACGAACCAGGGGGCGUCGAACUGGGCCGCAGGAUCACUUGGCCAAGAGCUCACAACUUCACAUCUCGAUGUCGCCAGUCAUCUGGAUAUCGAGGCGACAUCUGAAUAUAAUGGGUGGAGAGGCGUUGUCCAGGAAGGAGGCAGCAGUGUGUCAGCGCUCCGUCACCUGCACAUGAGCUCCUCUCUCAAGCUCCACCUGAUUCAUCUGGUCAUUUCAGACUCUCAGAGGAAACCGCGUGUCGAGUGGCCCAGUCUCUCACACACACACACACAUUUGUCUUCCUGUCUUAGUGAGGAUUGUCAUUGACAUCUCCCUUCCCCCAGCCUCUCCCCUGAACCUCUUCUUCUUUUUCUUCAUCUUCAUCUUCUUCUUUCUCUGAGGGCUUCUUCCUUCAGUGGUGGCCACAGUGGAUCAUCCUCCUCCAUCUCCCCCUGUCCUCUGCUUCCUCUCCUCUCAAACCUCCAAACCUCAUGUCCUCCUUCACCACCUCCAUCAACCUCCUCUGUGGCCUUCCUCUCCACCUGCUGCCUGGCAGUUCCAACAUCUCAACAUCUUCAUCUACCAAUGUACUGGCUCUCUCUCUCUCUCUCCUCUGUACAUGUCCAAACCAUCUCCAUCCAGCCUCUCUGACUUGGUCUCCUGAAGACCUGAGCACAUGUGCUGUCCCUCUGAUCCUCUCAUCAUCCUGCACUCACUCCCAGAGAGAAGCUCAGCAUCUUCAUCUCUGCUCCCUCCAGCUCUGCCUCCUGUCUUCUCCUCAGUGUUUCCAAACCAUACAACGUUGCUGGCCUCACCACCCUUUUGGACCCUUUCCCUCUCAUCCUUGCCAACACCUUUUGUCACACGUCACACCUGACACUUUUCUCCAAUUCCAUCCUGCCUGCAGCCGCUUCUUCCCCUCUUCCUCACACUCUCCAUGGCCCUGGACAGUUGAGCCUCAGUACUUCAAACCCUCCACCUUCUUUAUCUCUGCGUCCUGUAGCUUCACCUGUCCACUUGGCUCCCUCUCAUCCACACACAUGGAUUCUGUCUUACUGCAGCUGACCUUCAUUCCUCUCCUUUCUGAGGCAAACCUUCACCUCUCCAGCUGAUCUGACCUGCUCUCACCACAGAUCACAGUGUCAUCUGCAAACAUCAUGGUCCAAGGGGCUUCUUGUCUGGCCUCAACUGUCAACCUGUCCGUCACCACGGCAACAGGAAGGGUCUCAGAGCGGAGCCUUGGUGCAGUCCCACCUCCACCUUGAGCUCCUGUGUUCCACCUGCAGCACCACUGCCACACACUGCUCUCUCCCCCUGAACCUGAGCUGUGUCAUAUUGGUAUUUUUAUGGCAAUACUUGAUUGUGUGGUGUGACAUGGUCUUAUAUCCAUAUUUAAUACAUCGACACCUGGCCAUGCUGCUGCAGUUGUGACGUGUUUAGCACCAUUUUCUUUUGCGAUUUGUCAGACUCUAAUUGAAAGUAACUGGACGGACAUCGUCACAAUAAACUGGUUUUCAUGGCCGUGAUACUGCAUUAUCUGAUGCUGGUGCUCCAGUGCUCAGCUGCGGAAGACUUGACGUCAAAAUGAACUUUUUUGAUCUUGCGUGUCGCGAUUUGAGAUGCGAUGAGGAGGCGCGACUACUGGCUUAUCCCAAAGGUGGUGGAACCCCACAGGACGAGGAGUGACCUGACAGCUGAACGGAGAUCAGUUGAGGCCUGUGAGGUGCGAUGACGGACGCACGGCGCCCGCUGUCUCUGGGCGACUGCGCGUGUCCAGUUUGUCUGGAAAUCUUUCUAGAGCCUGUGACGCUGCCCUGCACACACACCUUCUGCAAGAGCUGCUUCCUGGAGUCCCUGGACAAGUCCACCUUGUGCUGCCCGAUGUGUCGCAAACGCAUGUCCACGUGGGUUCGACACAACAGCCGCAACCAUUCUCUGGUCAACCAGCAGCUGUGGGAGCAGAUCCAGGCAGAGUUCCCCGACCAGUGCCGGCGUCGCCUGAGCGGACAGGACACGCUCCCCCUGGACCACCUGGCAGCUUCCUUCCCCAGAGUGAGCGAGCCUGGGGCAGUGAGACAGGAGUACCAGGAGGAGGUCAGCAGGCUGAGGGAGGAGCAGCGGCAGCUGGAGGAGCGGCAGCGCGAGGCCAGCGAGGCCUACAUCUGUCAGCUGCUGCAGGAGGAGGAGCAGCACCUGCAGGAGGAGCGGCGGCGGCGGCAGGCGGACGAGCAGCUGGCGCGGCUGCUCAGUCAUCAGCUGAACUCAGCGGAGAGGAAGACGCCGCUGGGCAGUGGGCAGAUGGACAGGUUUCUGUGUCCCGCCCCGGCCAGACCUGCCGGCUCCGCCCCCAAGUCUUCCUCCCACAAGGAGAACCGUCUGCUCUCGGGCCCGGAGCCUGUCCAAGCUGCCUUCGCUCACACGCAGCGGCCCCUGCUGGACCGAAACCACGGGCUCCAGCCUGGAGAAGGGGGCAAGAGGAAGCUCUGCGAGGAGGGGGCGGAGCCUGGCGCCAAGCGCAGCCUCCAGUCGGGACACGUUCCCUCCCUCCCCGAGGUCUUGGCGGAGCAGGAGGCGGCACUGCUGAGCCGGCGGCAGCAGGAGGAGGAGGACCGGCGGGUGGCGCUGCUGCUGCAGGAGGAGCUGGACAAGGAGCGCCGCGGGCCCGACCGGAGGAAAGGAUCGGUGGGCGCCUACCAGCUCAGACGGCCGGCUGCAGGCCCCGCCGCACCCCCGUCCAGCGGCAGGGGAGCACGACAGACCACGCUGACUCACCUGUUCCCUCACCUGAGCAGCUGAGCUCCCACACUUCUGUCCACAGCCUCACUUAGUUACAAAGAGCUGCAAACCAAUAAAUAAAGUGGUUUAUUUUUUAGAGCUGCGAGCCGCUUCCUGCUCACGGCGAGCGGCUCCCGGUCCCAGAAGCAGACCCGUCAGUGU
Molecule: messenger RNA, 3405 nt
Organism: Synchiropus splendidus (mandarinfish)
Lineage: Eukaryota; Metazoa; Chordata; Actinopteri; Syngnathiformes; Callionymidae
Gene: rnf168
Product: ring finger protein 168
Exons: 8
Coding region: 2197-3264 (355 amino acids)
Biological process (GO): double-strand break repair
Cellular component (GO): nucleus; site of double-strand break
Molecular function (GO): ubiquitin-protein transferase activity; nucleosome binding
Source: RefSeq, a predicted model, not a curated record